Molecule: messenger RNA, 885 nt
Organism: Morus notabilis
Lineage: Eukaryota; Viridiplantae; Streptophyta; Magnoliopsida; Rosales; Moraceae
Product: 40S ribosomal protein S10-1
Exons: 5
Coding region: 94-633 (179 amino acids)
Cellular component (GO): cytosolic small ribosomal subunit
Molecular function (GO): structural constituent of ribosome; RNA binding
Source: RefSeq, a predicted model, not a curated record
CUCAGCAGACGAUAAGAGUUCGUGCGAGAGAGAGAGCUUACCAGUAUCCCCUUGCCGCCGAAACCCUAAUCGCCAUUCUCGUUCUUCGCAAUCAUGAUCAUUUCAGAGAAGAAUCGCCGCGAGAUCUCCAAGUACCUCUUCCAAGAGGGAGUUUGCUAUGCCAAGAAGGACUAUAACCUGGCGAAGCAUCCAGAGAUCGAUGUGCCGAACUUGCAGGUGAUAAAGCUAAUGCAGAGCUUCAAGUCGAAGGAGUAUGUGCGCGAGACCUUCGCUUGGAUGCACUACUACUGGUACCUCACCAACGAUGGUAUCGAGUUUUUGAGGACCUACCUCAACCUUCCUUCUGAGAUCGUCCCUGCUACCUUGAAGAAGCAGGCCAAGCCCGCCGGCAGGCCCCUCGGUGGCCCAGGGGGCGACCGCCCUCGUGGCCCUCCUCGUUUCGAUGGAGAGCGCAGGUUCGGUGACCGUGAUGGGUACCGUGGAGGUCCUCGUGGCCCUGGUGGUGACUUUGGUGACAAGGGCGGAGCCCCGGCUGACUACAGGCCUUCUUUCGGGGGUCCUGGUGGAAGACCCGGCUUUGGCCGUGGAGCAGGUGGUUAUGGUGCGGGGCCAACCAGCUCAAAUCAAUCUUGAGGAAAGAGAAAUGUUGUCUAUCUUGCAGGAUUUAAGAGCUGAGAUUUGAAGGACGAUAUAUAGCAUUGCCCUAGGCUUUGUUGAAUAGCAGUUUUGUUUUUCUUGUUACAAUGUCUGAGAUAAUUGUGGGAUUUUAUUAGAUUGUUUAUUCUACUUGCUUUUCUUGAGUUGAACUUAUCUUUUUAAUCAGCAUCCUUUGUAUCCUUGUCAAUUGGGUUGCUUUAUCAAUGUUUCAGUGCUUACUUUGAACUU